Mesorhabditis belari is the source of this 1134-nucleotide messenger RNA. The record is from the annotation of a GenBank genome assembly. Lineage: Eukaryota; Metazoa; Nematoda; Chromadorea; Rhabditida; Rhabditidae.
AUGGUCCUCCGGUGGUCCGCUUUCUAUCUCCUAGUCGGAGCUGUUAUUUCUCAAGAAUAUCCGUUGUACUUGCGGCCUUCAUAUCCAAUGGCUUAUCCCGGUGCGUAUCCCGGUGCGUAUCCCGGUGCGUAUCCGAGUGCCUCUGUAGUUGGAAGAUUGAGUUGUAUGGACACGUGUAUGCCCUCUUGCUUGCCCACUUGUCUACGAGCACAGGAAAUUGCUGUAACUGGAGUUGUAGCGUCAGCACCGAUUGCAGCUCCAGUUCCAGCCGUUCCUCUUCCAGCCUCUCCAGCUCCCAUUCAAACAAUUCUUCCACAAUCAGCCGUUCCUUUGUCUCCCGUAGCUGCUCAGGUUCCUUAUCAAUUGCCUGGCCAAUACUUUGUGCCCGUUGCACCUCCACCACCUACACCAGUCGUCUAUGCACCCACCUGCCUUCCACUCUGUCAGCCGGCUUGUCUCCCGGCUUGCACAGAGUCCACCACCACUCCAGCACCCACAGCACCCACCGUUGCACCAACUUACGCACCAACCACUCAGACUACUACCACAACCACUACAACCACUACCACUACUUUUACAACCACCACUACCACCACCACAACAACAACAACCACUACCACUUUCCCGAUUACUGUAACCAUCCCCUAUGAAACCCCAACCACUCAACAAUGUAUCCCCCAAUGUAUGCCCCAAUGCCAACCUCAGUGCAUUCAAUUCACACAGGCUCCCACUCAAUGUGUUCCCUCUUGUAUGCCCCAAUGCCAACCCCAAUGCACCAAUCCGACCACCUAUCCGACCACCUAUGCCCCAACUCAACCACAAUGUGUUCCACAAUGUAUGCCAAUGUGUCAACCACAGUGCAUUCAAGUGACUGAUUUGCCCACUCCACCCCCGGAGACUUACCAAACGGCUCCGCCACUUCCUCCUAGUACCUAUGCCCCGAUCACUUAUGCCCCUCAAAAUCCCCCCUGCAAUUCUCCAUCUUGCAAUUCUAUUACCUCAUCCGAGACUUUCCCCUCAAAUGCUAUCAUUAUCCGUGUCACUUGUCAAUCUCUGCCAUGCCCUUGUCCGGCUGGCUUCGUGCGCUGUGCCACGAAUCGUUGCUGUAACAAGAAGAAACUUCGAUUUUUGCAA